AUGACAUUGAUGAAAGUGAAGUUGUUCAGGCAGAAGCAGCAACAAGUGCGGAAAGCAGCGCCCUGGCUACCCAAGCAAGGAGGCCACCUUCUAGCACUUGUAGGCAUGAGGGUGGGAGGUUACCAUUUGCUGAGACACAGGAGUGUAACGAGAGAGCUGGACACAGGGCAUGCCAGCUGGAAGCCACUAGGACACCAGUGCAUCCUGCAAAGACUGAAGGAGGAGAAGGAAGCCAAACGGGCACGUUUGGAUGGUAGACAUGACUACCUAUUUGCAAUUGUGGCUUCCUGCGUGGACCUGGACAAAAGUGAAGUGGAAGACGCUAUUCUUGAGGGGAAUCAGAUCGAAAGAAUCGAUCAGCUUUUUGCUGCUGGAGGUCUUCGUCACCUUAUAUUCUACUAUCAGGAUGUGGAGGUGGCCGAAACAGGACAACUUGGCUCUCCUGGAGGAGUGAAUCCUCUUUCUGAAAUGAAGAAACCCAAGGUGUUUGUGACCGAGGGAAAAGAUGUUGCUCUCACUGGCGUGUGUGUGUUCUUCAUCAGGACGGACCCUUCCAGAGCUGUCACCCCUGAGAACAUCCACCGGGAGGUGAGCUUUAACAUGCUGGAUCCCGCGGACGGGGGCCUGCUCAAUAGCGUGAGGCGUUUGCUGUCGGACGUCUUCAUUCCCUCUCUCAGGGCCCCGAGCCAUGGCUGGGGCGAGCUCGAGGGUCUUCCGGAAGCAUCCAGCAUGCGGCAGGAGUUCUUGAGCUCUCUGGAAGGCUUUGUGGGCGUCCUGUCGAGUGCGCAGGAGAGUUUGAAGGAGAAGGUAAACCUUCAGAAGUGUGACGUAUUUGAACUGACAGCCCUGAAGGAACCGAUAGACUACUUGACUCUAGCUAAUAACCCGGAGACUUUGGAGAAAGUAGAAGGUUGUAUGAGAGUGUGGAUCAAACAAACGGAACAGGUGCUUGCUGAAAACAACCAGCUGCGGAAGGAAGCAGAUGACCUGGGGCCCCGAGCGGAGCUGGAGCACUGGAAAAAAAGACUGUCCAAAUUUAACUACCUUUUGGAUCAAUUAAAAAGCCCGGAUGUGAAGGCUGUCUUGGCAAUGCUUGCUGCUGCCAGGUCGAAACUUCUGAAGACUUGGCGGGAGAUGGAUAUUCGCAUCACUGAUGCGGCUAAUGAAGCGAAGGACAAUGUCAAAUAUUUGUACACACUUGAAAAAUGCUGUGACCCCUUGUACAGUAGUGACCUGAUCUCCAUGGUUGAUGCGAUCCCUACACUUAUAAAUGCAAUUAAAAUGAUCUAUAGUAUCUCCCAUUACUAUAACACCUCUGAGAAGAUCACAUCUCUGUUUGUAAAGGUGACGAAUCAGAUGAUAUCUGCGUGUAAAGCCUACGUUACCAACAAUGGGACCGCGACCAUCUGGAGCCAGCCGCAGGAUGUUGUCGUGGAAAAGAUAUUAUCUGCAAUUAAACUCAAGCAGGAGUACCAGCGCUGCUUUCACAAGACAAAAGAAAAGCUUAAACAAGAUCCAAAUGAGAAACAAUUUGAAUUUAGUGAGAUGUAUAUUUUUGGGAAAUUUGAAACUUUCCACCGACGUCUUGCCAAGAUAAUAGACAUCUUUACAACCUUCAGGACGUACUCUGUCCUGCAAGAUUCUAAAAUUGAAGGACUGGAAGACAUGGUCACUAAAUACCAGAGUAUUGUUGCCACCAUAAAGGAAAAGGAAUAUAAUUUCUUAGACCAGAGGAAAAUGGAUUUUGACCAGGAUUAUGAAGAGUUUUGCAAGCAGACUAAUGACCUUCAUAACGACUUGCAGAAGUUCAUGGAUGUUACAUUUGAAAAGAUUCAAAACACAAAUCAAGCUCUAAGUAUGUUAAAGAAAUUUGAAAGAUUGAAUAUCCCUAAUCUUGGUAUUGAUGACAAAUAUCGGCGUAUUCUUGAAAACUAUGAGGCUGACAUCGAUAUGAUCUCCAAGCUGUACACAAAGCAGAAAUUCGAUCCUCCUUUGGCCCGAGAUCAGCCUCCCGUUGCCGGGAAGAUCCUGUGGGCUCGACAGCUCUUCCAGAGGAUUCGGCGCCCAGUGCAGCUUUUCCAGCAGCACCCAGCUGUGCUACAGACGGCGGAAGCCAAGCCUGUGAUUCGCAGUUACAACAGGGUGGCCAAGGUCCUCCUGGAGUUUGAAGUUCUCUACCACAGGGCGUGGCUUCAACAAAUUGAAGAAAUUCACAUAGGACUUGAGGCAUCUUUAUUGGUGAAGGCUCCAGGCACGGGGGAAUUGUUUGUAAACUUUGACCCUCAGAUAUUAACCUUAUUUAGAGAGACAGAGUGCAUGUCACAGAUGGGUCUGGAAGUGUCACCAUUUGCAGCUGCCUUGUUCCAGAAACGGGAUGUAUACAAAAGGAACUUCAGUAACAUGAAGAUGAUGCUGGAUGAAUAUCAGAGAGUGAAGUCAAAAAUGCCUCUCAUCAUAGAGCCACUGAUGGCCCCUCAUCUGGCUAAAGUGGACGAGGCACUCCAGCCUGGCCUGGCCGCACUGACCUGGACGUCACUGAACAUUGAGACGUACUUAAAAAACACUUUUGCAAAAAUCAGUAAGUCUGAUCUUUGUGUAAAUGGUGCUCAGGUACUGAAUUUUAAAAGCUCAUUAGUAGAGGAAGCAGUGAAUGAGCUAAUAAAUAUGUUGCUGGAUGUGGAAGUUCUGUCCAAAGAAGAAAGUGACAAAGUUUCUAAUGUAAAUAGUACUGAUUCAAAAAAUGAAAGUUCAGCAAAGAAGGAAGGAAAUUCCGACACCUUGGCGUCAUCCCUUAAGGCCCCUGCCGGCCUCCUGCCUUUGGCGACCACCCUGAGAAAGAAGAAGGAGAUGGAGAUGUUAGAGGAGGAAGCCUGCGGGUUACUCUCGCAUUUCAACCAUCUAAACAUGGACGCGCUGCUGAAAGUUACAAGAAACGCGCUGGAGGCCGUCCGCAAGCGCAUUCAUUCCUGCAGCGUGGUGAACUUCCGGGACAGUAACAGCACAUCUAAGAGGAAGCAGAACAGUGUGCCCAUUUUCCGGGUGGGCAUCACUCUGGCCAUUCCCAACAUUGCCAUGGCCCCUGCCCUGGAAGACAUACAGCAGACGCUGAACAAAGCCGUGGAGUGCAUCAUCUGUGUCACCAAGGGGGUUAGGCAGUGGAGCAGUGAACUGUUGUCUAAGAAAAAGAUGCAGGAAAGAAAAAUGGCUGCUUUGCAGAAUAAUCAAGACAGUGAUUCUGAUGCCGAAAUUGGAGAUAACGAACCUCAAGAUACCUUUGAGAUGGCGUCUGUAAACUUACCCAUUCCUGUGCAAACCAGAAACUAUUAUAAGAGCGUAUCUGAUAACAAAGAGAUUGUGAAAUUAGUCUCUGUGCUUAGCACAAUCAUCAGCUCCACCAAGAAGGAAGUUAUUACAUCUCUGGAUAGCUUCAAGCGCUACAAUCAUCUUUGGCAAAGAGAGAAAGAAGAAACAAUUAUGAUGUUUAUUACAAAAAGCCCCUUGCUUUCUGAAUUUGAAUCUCAGAUUCUCUAUUUCCAAAAGCUGGAGCAGGAAAUUAAUGCUGAGCCAGAGUACGUCUGUGUGGGUCCCAUUGCUCUGUACACAGCUGACUUGAAGUUCGCUCUGACUGCUGAAACAAAGGCCUGGACGGUUGUCAUUGGCCGUCACUGUAACAAAAAGUACAGGGGUGAGAUGGAAAGCAUUCUUACACUCGUUGAAGAAUUCAAUAAGAAACUGAAUCGUCAAAUUAAAGACCUAGAUGAUGUUCGGAUUGCUAUGGCAGCCCUGAAGGAAAUCAGGGAGCAGCAGAUCUGCAUUGACUUUCAAGUAGGACCUAUUGAGGAAUCCUAUGCCCUGCUUAACAAAUACGGUCUUCUGAUAACCAAGGAAGAGAUGGACAAAGUUGAUGCCCUGCGUUAUUCUUGGGAGAAGCUUCUGACACGUGCCAGUGAAGUUCAGAAUGAACUGGUCUCCCUGCAGCCCAGUUUCAGGAAGGAGCUCAUUAGUACGGUGGAGGUCUUCCUCCAAGACUGUCACCACUUCUACUCAGACUAUGAUUUGAAUGGUCCAAUGGCUAGUGGCUUGACACCCCAGGAAGCCAGUGAUAGGCUUAUCAUGUUUCAGAAUCAAUUUGAUAAUAUCUACCGGAAAUACAUCACCUAUACUGGCGGAGAGGGGCUCUUUGGACUGCCAGUUACUCAGUAUCCUCAGCUUCUUGAAAUCAAGAAGCAAUUAAAUCUUCUACAGAAAAUAUACACUCUGUACAACAGCGUCAUAGAAACUGUAAAUAGCUAUCAUGAGAUGCUUUGGUCAGAAGUGAAUAUUGAAAAAAUCAACAGUGAACUUUCAGAGUUCCAGAACAGGUGUCGGAAGCUGCCCCGGGCCUUGAAGGACUGGCAGGCAUUCUUGGAUCUGAAGAAGACCAUUGAUGAUUUCAGUGAGUGCUGCCCGCUCCUGGAGCACAUGGCCAAUAAGGCCAUGAUGGACAGGCACUGGGAAAGGAUAGCUGCUCUCACUGGGCAUCGUCUGGAUGUGGGCAAUGAAACUUUUAAGUUAAGAAAUAUCAUGGAGGCACCCCUUCUGACAUACAAAGAGGAAAUAGAGGACAUCUGUAUCAGCGCAGUGAAGGAGAGAGACAUUGAGCAAAAGCUGAAGCAAGUAAUGAACGAGUGGGGCAGCAAAACAUUCACGUUCGGCAGCUUUAAAGCCCGGGGAGAGCUCCUCCUGCGGGGGGACAGCACCUCGGAGAUCAUCGCCAGCAUGGAGGACAGCUUGAUGUUGCUGGGCUCCCUCCUGAGCAGCAGGUACAAUAUGCCAUUCAAGACCCAGAUUCAAAAAUGGGUGCAGUACCUUUCCAACUCAACAGACAUCAUCGAGAACUGGAUGAUGGUGCAGAACCUGUGGGUUUACUUAGAAGCUGUCUUUGUGGGAGGAGACAUUGCCAAGCAGCUGCCCAAGGAGGCCAAGCGCUUUUCCAAUAUCGAUAAAUCUUGGGUGAAGAUUAUGACUCGGGCUCACGAAAUGCCAAAUGUGGUUCCGUGUUGUGUUGGAGAUGAGACCAUGGGGCAGCUGUUACCGCAUUUACUGGACCAGUUGGAAAUGUGCCAGAAAUCCCUCACUGGGUAUUUGGAGAAGAAGCGUUUAUGCUUUCCUCGUUUCUUCUUUGUCUCGGACCCUGCCCUUCUGGAGAUCUUGGGGCAGGCAGCCGACACACACACUAUCCAAGCCCAUUUGCUGAACGUGUUUGACAACAUCAAAACUGUCAAGUUCCACGAAAAGAUCUACGAUAGGAUUUUGUCAAUCUCCUCUCGAGAGGGUGAGACAAUUGACUUGGAUAAACCUGUGAUGGCCGAGGGCAAUGUGGAAGUUUGGCUUAAUUCUCUCUUGGAGGAAUCUCAGUCCUCAUUACAUCUUGUGAUCCGCCAGGCAGCUGCAAAUAUUCAAGAACCAGGUUUCCAGCUGAUUGAAUUUCUUUCUUCCUUCCCUGCUCAGGUUGGAUUAUUAGGAAUUCAAAUGAUAUGGACACGGGAUUCAGAAGAAGCUCUCAGAAAUGCCAAGUUUGAUAAAAAAAUCAUGCAGAAAACCAACCAGUCUUUUCUGGAGCUGUUGAAUACAUUGAUAGGCAUCACGACGAAGGAUCUGAGUGCCAUGGAAAGAGUUAAAUAUGAGACUCUGAUUACUAUCCAUGUGCACCAAAGGGAUAUCUUUGAUGACCUGUGUCACAUGAAUGUCAAGAGCCCUACAGACUUUGAGUGGCUGAAACAGUGCAGAUUUUAUUUUAACGAAGAUUCUGACAAGAUGAUGAUCCACAUCACAGAUGUGGCUUUCAUAUACCAGAACGAAUUUUUAGGCUGCACUGACAGGCUUGUCAUAACUCCUCUCACAGACAGGUGUUAUAUCACGCUGGCUCAAGCUCUGGGAAUGAGCAUGGGAGGAGCUCCCGCUGGACCUGCAGGAACGGGCAAAACAGAAACUACAAAAGAUAUGGGUCGGUGUCUUGGGAAGUAUGUGGUGGUUUUCAAUUGUUCUGACCAGAUGGACUUCCGAGGACUUGGACGAAUUUUUAAAGGACUAGCCCAGUCUGGAUCCUGGGGUUGUUUUGAUGAAUUUAACCGUAUCGAUUUACCAGUCCUGUCAGUGGCAGCGCAGCAAAUUUCCAUUAUUCUGACAUGUAAAAAGGAACGCAAAAAGUCUUUUAUUUUUACUGAUGGAGAUAAUGUGACUAUGAACCCGGAAUUCGGACUUUUCCUGACCAUGAAUCCUGGCUAUGCGGGACGGCAGGAGCUUCCUGAAAACUUGAAGAUUAACUUCCGCUCAGUGGCCAUGAUGGUGCCUGACCGACAGAUUAUCAUCAGGGUGAAGUUGGCUAGUUGCGGCUUCAUUGACAACAUCGUUUUGGCCAGGAAGUUCUUCACCCUCUACAAGCUGUGUGAGGAGCAGCUUUCUAAGCAGGUACAUUAUGAUUUUGGUCUGCGGAACAUUCUGUCAGUUCUGCGCACACUGGGAGCGGCGAAAAGAGCCAACCCCACAGAUACGGAAUCAACAAUUGUCAUGCGCGUUCUGCGGGACAUGAAUCUUUCUAAACUGAUUGAUGAGGAUGAGCCCUUAUUCUUGAGUUUGAUUGAGGAUCUCUUUCCAAAUAUUCUUCUGGACAAAGCAGGUUACCCUGAACUGGAAAUGGCGAUUAGUAGACAGGUUGAAGAAGCUGGUUUAAUUAACCAUCCUCCCUGGAAACUGAAAGUCAUCCAGCUGUUUGAGACGCAGAGAGUGCGGCACGGAAUGAUGGUGCUGGGGCCCAGUGGGGCGGGGAAGACCACCUGCAUCCACACCUUGAUGAAAGCCUUGACAGAUUGUGGAAAACCACACCGGAAAAUGAGGAUGAAUCCCAAAGCGAUUACAGCCCCACAGAUGUUUGGUCGACUUGACGUGGCCACAAAUGAUUGGACCGAUGGGAUAUUUUCAACUCUUUGGAGGAAAACAUUGAGAGCUAAGAAAGGGGAGCAUAUCUGGAUAGUUCUUGAUGGUCCAGUAGACGCCAUUUGGAUUGAAAAUCUGAAUUCUGUUUUGGAUGAUAACAAAACUCUAACCCUUGCCAAUGGCGAUCGGAUUCCCAUGGCUCCAAACUGCAAGAUCAUUUUUGAACCUCAUAACAUUGACAACGCUUCACCAGCUACUGUCUCAAGAAAUGGAAUGGUUUUCAUGAGUUCUUCUAUCCUUGAUUGGAGUCCUAUUCUUGAGGGUUUCCUUAAGAAGCGCUCUCCUCAGGAAGCUGAAAUUCUGCGUCAGCUGUACAUCAAGUCUUUUCCCGACCUGUAUCGCUUCAGUAUUCAGAAUGUAGAAUACAAGAUGGAGAUGCUUGAGGCCUUUGUAAUCAUGCAGAGCAUUAACAUGCUUCAAGGGCUGAUCCCUCCAAAGGAACAGGGUGUGGAGGUCACACCAGAGCACCUGGGGAGACUGUACGUCUUCUCCCUGAUGUGGAGCAUCGGGGCUGUGCUGGAGCUGGAGGGCCGACGUCGGAUAGAGCACUGGCUACGUUCUCAGGAAGCGCUGACCUUGGAUUUGCCACCUCUGGCGGGGACCCAUGAUACCAUGUUUGACUAUUAUGUCUCGUCCAGUGGUCAGUGGCUGCACUGGGACACAUGUACCGAGGAAUACAUGUAUCCACCUGACGUCACCCCAGAAUAUGGCUCCAUCCUGGUACCAAAUGUUGACAAUGUGAGGACCGACUUUCUAAUUAAAACCAUCGCCAAACAAGGCAAGGCCGUGCUGUUAAUUGGGGAGCAAGGAACAGCCAAAACAGUUAUUAUCAAAGGAUUUAUGUCAAAAUACGAUUCUGAAAGUCACAUGAUCAAGAGUCUGAAUUUUUCUUCUGCAACCACCCCACUGAUGUUUCAGAGGACAAUAGAGAGCUAUGUGGAUAAACGCAUGGGUACAACAUACGGCCCUCCUGCAGGAAAGAAGAUGACUGUUUUUAUUGAUGAUGUAAACAUGCCAGUAAUCAAUGAGUGGGGAGACCAGGUUACUAAUGAGAUCGUACGGCAGCUGAUGGAACAGAAUGGAUUUUAUAGCCUGGAGAAGCCUGGGGAGUUCACCAGCAUUGUGGACAUCCAGUUCUUGGCAGCCAUGAUCCAUCCUGGGGGUGGACGCAAUGACAUCCCCCAAAGACUCAAGAGACAGUUCUCCAUAUUCAACUGCACGUUGCCUUCUGAUGCCUCCAUGGACAAGAUCUUUGGUGUGAUUGGGAUAGGCUACUAUUGCAGUCAGAGGGGCUUCUCAGAAGGCGUGAGAGAUUCAGUGAUGAAAUUGGUCUCCUUGACCCGUCGACUGUGGCAGAGGACCAAGAUGAAAAUGCUCCCUACCCCUGCCAAGUUCCAUUAUGUGUUUAACCUCCGAGAUCUUUCUAGGAUCUGGCAGGGGAUGCUGAACGCCACCUCAGAUGUUAUCAAGGAACCAGAUGAUCUGUUAAGGCUGUGGAAGCAUGAGUGUAAACGUGUCAUAGCCGAUCGUUUCACGGUUUCUGGUGAUGUGACCUGGUUUGAGAAGGCUCUAGUAGGUUUGGUGGAGGAGGAGUUCGGUGAAGAGAAAAAACCCUUGGUGGCCUGUGGAUCUGAUGCUUAUUUUGUGGAUUUCUUGAGGGACGCACCAGAAUCUACAGGUGAAACAUCUGAGGAGGCUGAUGCUGAAAUGCCCAAAAUUUAUGAGCCAAUUGAAUCUUUUGAUCACCUGAAGGAGCGUUUGAAUAUGUUCCUGCAGCUGUAUAAUGAGAGCAUCCGUGGCACCGGCAUGGAUUUGGUGUUCUUCGAUGAUGCCAUGGUUCACUUAGUCAAGAUCUCACGUGUCAUUGGCACCCCCCGGGGAAAUGCCCUCCUGGUGGGGGUGGGCGGAUCAGGAAAGCAGAGCCUGACGAGGUUGGCUUCGUUCAUUGCUGGCUACACUUCCUUCCAGAUCACUCUGACGAGGUCCUACAACACAUCAAAUCUAGUGGAAGACUUGAAGAUUUUGUACAGAACGGCUGGGCUGCAAGGCAAAGGAAUCACUUUCAUCUUCAUGGACAAUGAGAUUAAGGAUGAGUCAUUUUUGGAAUAUAUGAACAAUGUUUUAUCGUCGGGUGAGGUCUCCAACCUAUUUGCGCGUGAUGAAAUUGAUGAAAUUAAUAGUGAUCUCAUAUCAGUCAUGAAAAAAGAAUACCCCCGGCGCCCUCCUACCAACGAGAACCUGCAUGACUACUUCAUGAGUCGGGUCCGACAGAACCUUCACAUAGUGCUCUGCUUUUCACCUGUGGGGGAGAAAUUUCGAAAUCGAGCCUUGAAGUUCCCUGCCCUUAUUUCAGGAUGCACAAUUGACUGGUUCAGCCGAUGGCCUAAAGAUGCCUUAGUUGCUGUGUCUGAGCACUUCCUGUCCCCCUACAAUAUUGACUGUAGUUCGGAAACCAAGGAGGAAGUGGUCCAAUGCAUGGGCGCCUUCCAGGAUGGGGUAGCUGAGAAGUGUGCUGAGUAUUUUCAGAGAUUCCGACGUUCUGCUCAUGUGACUCCCAAGUCGUACCUCUCCUUUAUUCAAGGCUAUACACUCACAUAUGGUGAAAAGCAUGCGGAAGUGCAAACUCUGGCCAACAGAAUGAACACUGGAUUGGAAAAGCUAAAAGAAGCCUCAGAGUCUGUUGCAGCACUGAGCAAAGAACUGGCAGUGAAAGAAAAGGAGCUCCAAGUGGCCAAUGAUAAAGCCGACACGGUCUUAAAAGAAGUGACAAUGAAAGCGCAGGCUGCCGAGAAGGUCAAGGCUGAGGUACAGAAGGUGAAGGACAAAGCCCAAGCCAUUGUAGACAGCAUCUCUAAAGAUAAAGCCAUCGCUGAAGAAAAACUGGAAGCGGCAAAACCAGCCUUAGAAGAGGCUGAAGCAGCCCUGCAGACGAUCAAGCCUUCGGACAUCGCCACUGUCCGCACGCUGGGCCGGCCGCCUCACCUCAUCAUGCGGAUCAUGGACUGCGUGCUGCUCCUGUUUCAAAGGAAAGUCAAUGCGGUGAAAAUUGACCUGGAAAAAAGCUGUCCAAUUCCUUCCUGGCAGGAAUCUUUAAAACUCAUGACUGCGGGAAACUUUUUACAGAACUUGCAGCAAUUCCCAAAGGACACAAUCAAUGAAGAAGUGAUAGAAUUUUUGAGUCCUUACUUUGAAAUGGCUGACUACAACAUUGAAACUGCUAAACGCGUGUGUGGGAAUGUAGCUGGUCUUUGUUCCUGGACCAAAGCCAUGGCAACCUUCUUUUCUAUAAACAGAGAAGUGUUGCCUCUAAAGGCCAACUUGGUGGUGCAGGAGAAUCGCUACGUCUUGGCCAUGCAGGAUCUGCAGAAGGCCCAGGCCGAGCUGGACGACAAGCAAGCAGAGCUGGAUGUGGUGCAGGCUGAGUAUGAACAGGCCAUGAGCGAAAAGCAGACCUUGCUGGAAGAUGCUGAGAGGUGCAGACAUAAGAUGCAGACUGCUUCCGUGCUGAUCAGUGGCUUGGCGGGAGAAAAAGAAAGAUGGACGGAGCAAAGUAAAGAGUUUGCUGCCCAAACAAAAAGACUUGUAGGGGAUGUAUUAUUGGCUACAGCUUUUCUAUCUUAUUCUGGUCCAUUCAACCAAGAGUUUCGCAAUCUGCUGCUAAAUGGCUGGAAGAAGGAAAUGAAAGUCCGGGAAAUCCCAUUUGGAGACAAUCUAAAUCUCAAUGAGAUGUUGAUUGAUGCCCCUACUAUUAGUGAAUGGAACCUCCAAGGUCUGCCAAAUGAUGACCUAUCUAUUCAGAAUGGAAUUAUUGUCACAAAGGCAUCUCGCUAUCCUUUGUUAAUUGAUCCACAGACUCAAGGGAAGAUUUGGAUUAAAAAUAAAGAAAGCCAGAAUGAACUCCAGAUCACAUCUCUAAAUCACAAGUACUUCAGAAACCAUCUGGAAGACAGUCUUUCUCUUGGAAGGCCCUUGCUUAUUGAAGAUGUUGGAGAGGAACUAGACCCAGCACUGGAUAAUGUUUUGGAGAGAAACUUCAUUAAGACUGGGUCUACCUUUAAGGUGAAAGUUGGUGACAAGGAAGUAGAUGUGAUGGAUGGCUUCAGACUCUACAUUACCACCAAAUUGCCCAAUCCAGCCUACACCCCCGAAGUAAGUGCUCGGACCUCUAUCAUCGACUUCACUGUCACCAUGAAAGGUCUGGAAGAUCAGUUACUGGGGAGGGUCAUCCUCACAGAGAAACAGGAACUGGAGAAGGAGAGAACUCAUCUCCUGGAAGAUGUAACUGCAAACAAAAGAAGGAUGAAGGAGCUGGAAGAUAAUUUGCUCUACCGGCUGACGAGCACCCAGGGGUCCCUGGUGGAGGACGAGAGUCUCAUUGCUGUGCUGAGCAACACAAAAAAGACCGCGGAAGAGGUGACACACAAGCUGGAGAUUUCGGCCGAGACAGAAAUUCAAAUUAACUCAGCCCGGGAGGAAUACAGACCUGUGGCUACGCGGGGCAGCAUCCUGUACUUCCUCAUCACGGAGAUGCGCUUGGUUAAUGAGAUGUAUCAGACUUCGCUCCGCCAGUUUCUUGGCUUGUUUGACCUUUCCUUAGCCCGGUCUGUCAAGAGCCCAAUUACGAGCAAGAGGAUUGCUAAUAUCAUUGAGCAUAUGACUUAUGAGGUUUAUAAGUAUGCAGCCCGGGGGUUGUAUGAGGAGCACAAGUUCUUGUUUACCUUGCUACUUACCUUGAAGAUCGACAUCCAGAGGAACCAAGUGAAGCAUGAAGAAUUUCUCACCCUUAUUAAAGGAGGUGCCUCAUUGGACCUUAAAGCUUGUCCUCCUAAACCAUCUAAAUGGAUCCUGGACAUGACCUGGCUGAAUUUAGUGGAACUCAGCAAACUUAGACAGUUUUCAGAUGUCCUUGAUCAGAUAUCGAGAAAUGAGAAAAUGUGGAAAGUUUGGUUUGAUAAGGAAAACCCCGAGGAAGAACCCCUUCCAAAUGCCUAUGAUAAAUCACUUGACUGCUUCAGACGUCUUCUCCUUAUUAGAUCCUGGUGUCCUGACAGAACUAUUGCCCAGGCCCGCAAGUACAUCAUGGACUCCAUGGGAGAGAAGUAUGCGGAAGGCGUUAUUCUGGAUUUGGAAAAGACGUGGGAGGAAUCUGAUCCCCGGACACCACUCAUCUGUCUCCUGUCUAUGGGCUCAGAUCCCACAGAUUCCAUCAUUGCCCUGGGGAAGAGAUUAAAAAUAGAAACCCGUUAUGUGUCCAUGGGCCAGGGCCAGGAGGUUCAUGCCCGCAGGCUCUUACAACAGACCAUGGCAAACGGGGGAUGGGCACUUCUGCAGAACUGCCAUCUGGGGCUCGAUUUCAUGGCUGAGCUGAUGGACACAAUUGUAGAGACCGAGGUCGUCCACGGUGCCUUCCGCCUCUGGAUGACCACGGAAGUUCACAAGCACUUUCCCAUCACGCUCCUUCAGAUGUCCAUUAAAUUUACCAAUGAGCCUCCACAGGGCCUCCGGGCGGGACUGAAAAGAACAUAUGCUGGUGUGAGCCAAGACCUGCUGGACGUGAGCACCAUGGCGCAGUGGAAGCCCAUGCUGUAUGCCGUGGCUUUCCUGCACUCCACAGUCCAGGAGAGAAGGAAGUUCGGUCCCCUGGGGUGGAACAUCCCCUAUGAAUUUAAUCAAGCCGACUUCAAUGCCACGGUGCAGUUCAUCCAAAACCACUUAGACGACAUGGAUGUCAAAAAGGGCGUCUCCUGGACCACCGUCUGCUACAUGAUCGGAGAGAUCCAGUACGGGGGCAGAGUCACUGAUGACUACGAUAAGAGGUUGCUGAACACGUUUGCUAAGGUCUGGUUCAGUGAAACUAUGUUUGGAUCAGAGUUCAGCUUCUACCAAGGAUAUAAUAUUCCCAAAUGCAACACCGUGGAUAGCUAUCUCCAAUAUAUCCAGAGCCUGCCGACCUGUGACAGCCCCGAGGUGUUCGGGCUGCACCCCAACGCCGACAUCACCUACCAGAGCAAGCUGGCCAAGGACGUGCUGGACACCAUCCUCAGCAUCCAACCCAAGGACAGCUCUGGCGGAGGGGAUGAGACCCGGGAGGCUGUGGUGGCCCGGCUCACCGACGAUAUGCUGGACAAGUUACCCCCAGACUAUGGCCCGUUUGAAGUGAAAGAGAGGCUGCUGAAGAUGGGGCCGUUCCAGCCCAUGAACAUUUUCCUCAGGCAGGAGAUAGACAGAAUGCAGAGGCUCCUGACUCUGGUCCGCGGCACCCUGACCGAGUUAAAACUCGCUAUCGACGGCACCACCAUCAUGAGCGAAAACCUACGCGACGCACUGAAUUGCAUGUUUGAUGCCAGAAUUCCUGCUCAGUGGAAGAAAGCAUCGUGGGUUUCAAGCACAUUGGGUUUCUGGUUUACUGAGCUCCUAGAAAGAAACUGCCAGUUUACUUCUUGGGUGUUCAAUGGCCGACCCCACUGCUUCUGGAUGACAGGCUUUUUUAACCCCCAGGGAUUUUUAACUGCAAUGCGCCAGGAAAUAACUCGAGCCAACAAAGGCUGGGCCUUGGACAAUAUGGUGCUUUGCAAUGAGGUCACCAAGUGGAUGAAGGAUGACAUUUCUGCGCCUCCCACAGAGGGUGUCUAUGUCUACGGCUUAUACUUGGAAGGUGCAGGCUGGGACAAGAGGAACAUGAAACUCAUCGAAUCCAAACCAAAAGUGCUCUUUGAAUUGAUGCCUGUCAUAAGGAUUUAUGCAGAAAACAACGCUUUAAGAGAUCUUCGGUUUUAUUCCUGUCCCAUUUACAAGAAGCCAGUCCGAACGGACUUGAACUACAUUGCCGCUGUGGACCUCAGGACGGCCCAGGUCCCUGAACACUGGGUGCUCCGGGGGGUUGCCCUGCUCUGUGAUGUCAAGUAACUGGGGUGUGUCCCCCCACCAAUACUUCAGACAAUGCAGGAUCCGAAUUAUCCUAACCUUUACUUUUCCGUGAGUGCUGGACAAUUUGUAAAUCAAGUUGACCAUGUAGUUCAUGAGUUGGUUAGAUUUUCCCUACUCCUUUGUUGGAUGCUUAGGUACAUGUAACCUGCUUCAUCCUUAAUAACCAAUCACUGUGUUUGUUGAAGAGUUAUUUGGUGAUUGAAAAGCAAAAUGUACAACUUCCUAAUGAUGCGCAGCCCUCAAAUCCUCAGUAAUACAUUCAGCUUUAAAGACUCAGUAGGUCAAGUGGACAUUUCCUUGAAAUGAAGGGAUUAUUCUUAGGCUAAUGUGGUUCUGGUGACAGCCCCCUUCCAUAAGGUAACAAGGCAAGUUUAUGCUGAUUUUCUUCCAGGGCCUUUUGCAUUUAGGUCAGGCUAAGAGAUUUGUUUUCAUGGCUAAAGCAGCCAAUUGGAAAGACUGUUCUAAAAAUGGAAAGAAAUAGAAGAAUGGAUUAAGAAUGUGAACAGAGUAGAUAAUCCAUGUAAUCCUAUAGAAUGAAUGUAUAGAAUAAUGUUCAACCCUGCUGAUCAUUAAUAAUGAGACAUGAACUGAUAUUUGUUGCAAUAGAAAACAUUAAAGCUGAAA
This is a messenger RNA of Suricata suricatta (meerkat), 14526 nucleotides long. RefSeq names its product dynein axonemal heavy chain 5 (gene DNAH5). Gene Ontology annotation, biological process: microtubule-based movement. Gene Ontology annotation, molecular function: dynein intermediate chain binding; dynein light intermediate chain binding; minus-end-directed microtubule motor activity. Lineage: Eukaryota; Metazoa; Chordata; Mammalia; Carnivora; Herpestidae. The record is from RefSeq and is a predicted model, not a curated record. Gene Ontology annotation, cellular component: dynein complex. The transcript has 78 exons. Bases 1 to 13881 code for a protein of 4626 amino acids.